Messenger RNA from Colias croceus (clouded yellow), 1961 nucleotides. RefSeq lists its product as uncharacterized. The transcript is spliced from 2 exons. Bases 428 to 1132 code for a protein of 234 amino acids. Lineage: Eukaryota; Metazoa; Arthropoda; Insecta; Lepidoptera; Pieridae. The record is from RefSeq and is a predicted model, not a curated record.
UGGAAUAAUUCAAAUAAAAGUGUACAAACCCUUGGAAAGUGAAUAAACAUUUACAAAUCGGACUAUUUAAACUUGAAAAUAUCAGCUGAUGUUCAAAAUGACAGUUUAACUCUUCAAAACAUUAAGUGCAAGUGAUACGUCGUUAUUAAAACUGAGUAAAUCGUAAAAAGUCUUCAUAAUAUUUUACAAAGUGCGAGCAUAUUCCAUGAAGUGUAUAAUUCUACAAAUAAGACAUUAUUAGAAAAUAUGCAUAAUCAUUCUCAUUAAGAAUAACGAAAACAUUUAUCUUUCAACGCCAUCUAGCGAAAAAAUCAGUAACGCAACGUAAUUAGGAUAACGACCUCUAACGAAUAGAUCCCUAAUUACGGAAUAAAGUCCACACAUAGCUAAGUACUGAUACAAAGAACUUCUAAUAGAGGGCGUUAAGAUGUCGAAUAUAGAACAGUUGAUAAAAGAAUUACGAAUUGAUAUUAAAAACGACUCCGAAGAAUCUUUAAAAAAAGUAGAACAAAGGAUUACGAAUAAAAUUAAUGAAAACAUAGACUCAAAAUUUAAAACUAUUCAAGAAGACAUCGAAAAAUUGAAGAAAACAAAUACUGAAAAUGAAUACAGAUUGUUAGAAAUAGAAAAAUGUAUGAGAAUUAGAAACCUUAUAUUUUUUGGAAUACAAGAACAAGAAAAAAGCUAUGAAGAUUUAGAAAAAAAUAUUUUAAACUUAAUUACGUCGGACAUGAACAUAAAUUGUCAUAAGACUGAGCUGCAAUUCAUUAAGAGAUUAGGAAAAAGAACUGAAAAUAAAAUUAGACCUGUAAUUGUCACAUUCAGCACCUUUGGAAAAAAACUAUGCAUAAUGAAAAUGAAACAUAAUCUAAAAGAUAAAAACAUUUACAUAAAGGAGGAUUUUCCACCAAAAAUACUUGAAAUAAGAAAAAAAUUACAAGAACAGCUUCAUAAAGAGAGAGAAAGUGGUGAACAUGACAGCAAUAAGAAACAACAAAUCGCCAAGAAGAAUAAGGUUCGAUCCUAUCCAUCUCAGAGUAACCAAUAUUCUAUAAAAAAUUAUAUAACAAACAAAAAUAAAAGCUUACUACUACCCAAACCAACAACUUCUAUCUCAUCAGAUUCGGAAUAACAAUUAAUAAAGCCCCCCAAUUUGACAAAAACAUCAUUCACCCCCUCAAAUAAUAAAUAUUUAUGUCAAAAGGUUAAUAAUUAUACACCUCCCCCACAACGGUUAGUCACCGCGGGGGCAGUAGACUACAACCCUCCAAAUAACAUGAAAAUAAAAAAUAUAUACAUAUCCACGUUUAACGUACGAUCCCUAGCAAGUGAAGUCAGGCUGUUAGAAUUAGAAUAUGCAAUAUCACCUAUAAAAUGGGAUAUAAUCGGUAUUUCAGAAGUAAGAAGAAACGGAUUUAAAAUAGAAAAUAGAGGUCGCUACAUAUUAUAUUACUAUGGAAAAAUAAAAGGCGAGAAAGGAGUAGGAUUCCUAGUUAAAAAACAAAGAUACUUAGAAACUAUUAAUUUUAUUGGAAUAUCCGAUAGAGUAGCAAUAUUGCAAAUUAAAAUAUUAUGUACUUUAUAUAGUAUUAUACAAGUGUACGCUCCUACGGAAAGCUCGAGUGAAGAAGAACUAGAAACAUUUUAUUCUGACUUAGAAAACGCAAUAUCUCAAUGUAACAAAAAAAUUAUAAUUAUGGGCGACUUCAAUGCAAAAAUAGGUCAAACAGAGGAUAACGAGGAAAUGAUUAGAGGCAUAUACGGUUAUGGCAAAAGGAAUAGUAGAGGCCAACGUCUAAUGGAUUUUUGUUUUCAAUAUAAAUUUAAGAUAUUAAAUACAAUCUAUAAAAAACCAAACAGUUUAAAAUGGACAUGGAUGGCACCCAAUAAUAAAGUAAAAAACGAAAUUGACUUUAUCAUUACUAAUAUACAUAGAAAUGUGAGCGAUUUGAGUGUAAUAA